AUGGCAUCUGGCUAUGACAGAGCUCUUUCAGUUUUCAGUCCUGAUGGACAUGUCUUCCAAGUCGAAUAUGCCCUAGAAGCCGUCAAAAGAGGUACCUGUGCCGUCGGGGUAAAAGGAAAGGAUGUAGUUGUUCUGGGCUGCGAGAAGAGAUCGGCAAUGAAGUUGCAAGAUACACGAAUUACGCCAUCCAAGAUUGGCCUUGUCGACGAACACGUUUGCCUUGCCUUUGCGGGGUUGAAUGCAGAUGCUAGAAUAUUGGUGGAUAAGGCAAGAGUAGAGGCUCAGUCGCACAGAUUGACCGUUGAAGACCCCGUUACGAUUGAAUAUAUUACGAAAUACAUCGCCAGCGUUCAACAGCGUUAUACGCAGAGUGGUGGUGUUCGACCAUUUGGGAUCAGUACCUUGGUUGUUGGGUUUGACAACGGAGACUCAAAUCCUCGGCUCUAUCAGACUGAACCUUCGGGAAUAUACUCUGCAUGGAAGGCAAAUGCCAUCGGCCGAUCGAGUAAAACCGUACGGGAGUUUUUGGAAAGAAACCAUAAGGAUGGUAUGGAUAGGGAAGAGACCGUUCAACUGGCAAUCAAAUCACUACUUGAGGUGGUCCAAACCGGCGCCAAAAAUAUUGAGAUCGCAAUCAUGGCGCCCGGAAAACCGAUGGAGAUGCUGCCAAGCGAGAAAAUCGAGACCUACGUUAAAAGCAUAGAAGCCGAAAAGCAGGAGGAAGCAGCAAAGAAAAAGACUGGCCGGACUCCAGGGACUGGUACUGCUGCGAUACUGACUCGGGGGAGUGGAGAGGCGUCAGAACGCUAA
Messenger RNA from Ophidiomyces ophidiicola, 810 nucleotides. RefSeq names its product Proteasome subunit alpha type-4 (gene PRE6). The record is from RefSeq and is a predicted model, not a curated record. Gene Ontology annotation, biological process: ubiquitin-dependent protein catabolic process. Lineage: Eukaryota; Fungi; Ascomycota; Eurotiomycetes; Onygenales; Onygenaceae. The transcript has 5 exons. Bases 1 to 810 code for a protein of 269 amino acids. Gene Ontology annotation, cellular component: proteasome core complex; proteasome core complex, alpha-subunit complex; nucleus.